AUGUCUUCCAACAACUUCUCUUCUCAGCCCGGCAACGGUUUGCCCAUGGCUCCUGCCGGCCUUUCUUCCCGCCGUGGUAGCCACAACAUCAAGCCGCUCUCAUUUGAUGGCGCCAAUCACCAAGCCGUCCACGACAACGGCGCACCUACCCCGAGAACUAGCAGGUCUCAUCUCCUCGCUGGAUUGCGCACCGCACCCAAGUCUUCCACGGCUACUUCUUUCGGUCCUGCCUCGCCCACAGCCCAGCAGUUUGCUAGAAGCAGCAUGGCUGCCAAUCUGCACGGAUACUCCCAGGAAACCUACUACAACGCUCCCAAGACGGCCUUUCCUCAGUAUACGUCUCAGCAGCAGCAUCACCAGCAGCACCAGCAGCCCACCUACCAGUCCGCCGUGAACCAGCAUUUCGCUGUUGAGCAGGUCCUGGCCCCUCCUGAGCUCUCAAUGGAGGAACAGGCUCAGGACCCGAACCUCUACGCCCAGCUCGUUGCUACAAACAUGUACCUUGCCCAGCGCCAGCAGCUUCUGCAGCAGCAGCUUAGAAAUGUGCAGGCUGCCGCCGCCCAACACGCCGCUCAGCAGCAGUUCCAAAACCUCAACAUCAACGGCCCUCAGUUGCACCAUUUGUCCUCUUUUGAGCAGCUGCAGCAGCAGCAGCAACAACAACAACAGCAGCUGCAGCUACAAGCCGCCAUGAGCCAGGGCCAGCAGGUUUAUCUCAACCAGGCCACUGGCCAGUACUUUGUCGACACCAGUGCUUCUGCUCAGUCGCCUAUGCACUACCGCGAUAGCAGCACCUCGUCCUUCAACUCCCUUCAGCAGCUCCAGCUUCAACUCCAGCAGCAGCAGCAGCAGCAGCAGCAAGGUCUGCCUCGCGUCCAGGUAUCGCCUCCUCCAGAGCCUCAUCGCAGCUCCCUCCGCAGCGUCUCUCCUCCUAAGCGAUUUGACUCUCCUUCGGACACGACGCCUCUGCCCCCUCCCUCCGCCAAUGCCUUUCGUCGCGGCCAUAAGAAGGCCUCGUCUCUGGCGCCCGUCAACAGUAUUCUCGCCUCUGCCCUAGCUUCGGAUGGUCCCAAGUCUGCUGGUCCCAAGACGGCCUCUUUCCCCAUCACUCCCCUGACUGGUGGUUAUGGUCCUGGCCAGGCUCGUGCUGGCGAGCACCCUGUUCGUCAGCCCCGUGGCCCGCCCUCUCUCGAUGAGCUCAAGGCCAGGCCCACCGCCAAGCACGAGGGUUCCAAGAACUUCGCCACACGCACCCGACGAUCUGCUGUCCACAACCUGGUUCGCGCUGGCCUGUCUCGCCGCAAGUGUACUGGCAGCUCCUCCGGUAGCAUGAGCCCCGUUUCCGAGACGGCCGAGGACUCUGGCUCUCCUAUUACUGAUAACGACUCAGACUCUGGGGGUAGCGGCUCCGGCAGUCUUGCUGGUGAGGAAGAAUGUACCAGCUCCAGGACUUCAGCUAGCGGCGGCUGGGGAGCUAUUGGCUCUGAUCGCCCUGGCUCUCGUCAGAGGGCUCGCAAGAGCGAUGACCCGGACUCGACUGGCAGCUUUGCCAACGUCUUCAAAAAGGACAACGAUGACGUGCAGCGCAAGGCCCCCAGGAUGGUGCUCACCAGCGUUGAGAAGCGCAAGGCUACCCCUGCGGCUUGA
This is a messenger RNA of Cordyceps militaris CM01, 1647 nucleotides long. RefSeq lists its product as uncharacterized. Lineage: Eukaryota; Fungi; Ascomycota; Sordariomycetes; Hypocreales; Cordycipitaceae. The record is from RefSeq and is a predicted model, not a curated record. The coding region runs from base 1 to 1647 and encodes 548 amino acids. The transcript has a single exon.